Molecule: messenger RNA, 1089 nt
Organism: Lodderomyces oxycetoniae
Lineage: Eukaryota; Fungi; Ascomycota; Pichiomycetes; Serinales; Debaryomycetaceae
Exons: 1
Coding region: 1-1089 (362 amino acids)
Source: RefSeq, a predicted model, not a curated record
AUGAUCAACGUAUUUAAACCACCAACGUUGUAUCCAAGAUAUGCGGUUUCUAACGAUACUUCUUCUGCUUCGAUAUUACAAUAUAACGGUAGUAGUCUAUCUGAAACACCCAUCUUGCCCUUUAAUUACACGAUAGAAGGCUUGACUCGAGAUGUUUAUCCCAAGCCAUUACAUUCUCACAACGAUUAUUGGAGAAAGCACCCGUUAUUCGAUGCUCUAGGGGUCGGUGCUGUAUCUAUUGAAAGCGAUAUUUGGCAUUUCCCAAAGAACUAUACUUUGCAAAGAACAACUACAGAGUCUACCGAUGUAACAACAACACCAAAUGAAACUUUAUAUUUCCGCAAUGACGAAAUUUACGUUGGUCAUAACCAAGUGUUUUUGCACCCAAUCAAUACGCUAUUUAAUUUAUAUCUUAACCCUUUGUUUCAGUUUUUGCAAUAUGCUAACCCUGACUUUGAAUUUACUGAUGGUAGUGGCAAUGCAUUGCUAGGUGAGACUCUGGCCACUCAAGCUACUAAGCAUAGCAUUUUUUAUAAUGAUCCUGAACAACAAGUGUACCUUUGGUUCGACUUUAAAACGGAACCCAACUCAACAUACGAUGCUUUGAAACCACUUUUGAAACCAUUUAUUGAUAGCAGUUAUUUGACGUAUUACAAUGCAACUGAUGAUACUUUACAUCAAGGACCAUUGGUUUUGACAAUAACUGGAAACUUGCCAGUUGAGAAAGUUCAAGAAGAAUCGGUUCGCUAUGUCUUUUUGGAUGGCCCGUUAAGUUCUUUCAACUCAUCAGCAGAUGACGAUUAUUUGCAAAAAUGGAGUAAAUUAUCAAGAAUUGCUAGUGGUGGAAUUGAGGAGUUGUUGGGAGAUCAAUAUAAUACAAGUUUAAGGAAUAAGUUUGAUGAAACUCAAAAGGAGACACUAAAGGGGCAUUUCGAUGUGGCUCAUAAAUAUGGACUAGGUACUAGAGUAUGGGGGGAUAUUACCUGGCCUUUGAACUUAGUUGAUCUGCAUUUAGCCGAUUUGUUCCAAUUGGGUUCUGAUUUGAUAAAUGUAGAUGAUUUACAAAGAGCAAAAAACUUGCUUUUUUGA